AUGUGGGUUUUAACGCAUCUAUUGAUCUUCAUGCUGAACUAUCUUAGCUUUGCUGAGGACUCCUGUCCAGAGAUAAAAGUUGUUGGAGUUGGAGACUCAGACAAGUUGACCAUUCUCAGAGGUUGUCCUGGUCUUCCAGGCCCAGCUGGACACAAAGGAGAGCCUGGACUACAGGGGCAGAAAGGACAAGUCGGAGAGCCAGGCAUAGCCGGUCUACCUGGGCAGAAAGUUGCUAGAAAUUGCAAAGAUCUUCAGAUUUAUGGAGAAGUGCUGAGUGACUGGUACACAAUAUACCCGGAUGGCACACAGCCGCUGAAAGUCCUGUGUGAUAUGCAUACAGAUGGAGGUGGAUGGAUAGUGUUCCAACGUCGUUGGGAUGGAUCAGUGAGUUUCUUUCGGGACUGGCAGGCUUACAAGGAAGGGUUUGGCAGUCGCCUGAAUGAGUUCUGGCUGGGGAAUGACAAUCUCCAUAAAAUAACAUCUUCAGGCACUUGGGAGCUUCGUGUUGACCUGCAGGAUUUUCAGAACACAAAACAACAUGCAAUGUACAUGUCUUUCAAAGUUUUGGCAGAGGAUGAAAAGUACAAGUUGGUGCUGGGAGCCUUCAUACAUGGUAAUGCAGGUGACUCUAUGAAGAACCAUGAUGGUCAAAUGUUCAGUACUAAGGAUCAAGAUAAUGAUCAAUAUGCUGGUCACUGUGCUGAGAAGUUUAAGGGAGCCUGGUGGUACUACGAUUGCCACGACUCAAACCUAAAUGGGCAUUAUUACCUUGGAGCACAUGGUUCUCAUUCAGAUGGCAUCAACUGGGAUUCUGGGAGAGGCCACCUAUAUUCCUACAAGUCUUCUGAGAUGAAGAUUAGGCCUGUGUAA
Molecule: messenger RNA, 870 nt
Organism: Staurois parvus
Lineage: Eukaryota; Metazoa; Chordata; Amphibia; Anura; Ranidae
Source: the annotation of a GenBank genome assembly